Molecule: messenger RNA, 808 nt
Organism: Papaver somniferum (opium poppy)
Lineage: Eukaryota; Viridiplantae; Streptophyta; Magnoliopsida; Ranunculales; Papaveraceae
Product: dehydrodolichyl diphosphate synthase 2-like
Exons: 3
Coding region: 60-551 (163 amino acids)
Biological process (GO): polyprenol biosynthetic process; response to cold; plastid membrane organization
Cellular component (GO): chloroplast stroma
Source: RefSeq, a predicted model, not a curated record
AUUGAGGUUCUGAACGUAUUUCUAUUCUCUACUGAGAAUUGGGUUCGACCUCGUUCAUAAUGGAAGUUUAUCAAAAAGGAAUUUUCGAGGAAGGGCUGGAGUUGUUCAUGAGAAAAGGGAUUCAAGUAUCUUUAAUAGGGGAUCCUUCGAAGUUACAGAUUUCAUUAUGGAUAACAAAGACAGUAGAAGCUACUAAGAACAACUCAAGACUUCAUUUUAUCCUGGCAAUCAACCACAGCGGAAGAGAGGACAUUGUACAAGCAUGUCAAAGUAUUUGUCGCAGAGUAAUGGAUAACUUGAUCAGAGUAGAAGACAUCGAUGAAACCAUAUUUAGCCAACAACUUGAAACAAAUUGUACUGAAUUCCCUUACCCCGAUUUACUCAUCAGGACUAGCGGUGAGCAGCGGAUUAGUAAUUUCUUAAUGUGGCAAUUAGCAUACACUGAACUUUAUUUUGAGGAAUGUAUGUGGCCUGAUUUUGGCGAGAAAGAAUUUGUCAAGGCGUUGCUCUCAUUUCAAGGAAGACACAGACGAUACGGAGGGCAAGAUUAAAAGAAAUUAGAAGAAGACAGGAAUUUGGAACCAAUCUACAUGACAGUUUCAUUUGCAAGCUUAAGAACUAAUUGGUUAGCCCGUUAGAGAAAGUGAAAUUAGAGGGUCUAUCAUUUUCUGUUUUUUAGUCUGUUUGUCUAAAUGCAAUCCAAUAUGUGUACCCUCUGCGCGUCUGUGUCUGGUCUCUGCAAAAAUGAUGGUGACCUUUAGGAUUCUUGCACUUCUCUGUGACAUUCCUAAUGGGGAAACAAUUAAGC